Gadus macrocephalus (Pacific cod) is the source of this 3953-nucleotide messenger RNA. RefSeq lists its product as uncharacterized. Gene Ontology annotation, biological process: regulation of transcription by RNA polymerase II. NCBI's taxonomy places the organism in Eukaryota, Metazoa, Chordata, Actinopteri, Gadiformes, Gadidae. The record is from RefSeq and is a predicted model, not a curated record. The transcript has 3 exons. Gene Ontology annotation, molecular function: RNA polymerase II cis-regulatory region sequence-specific DNA binding; DNA-binding transcription factor activity. Bases 767 to 2314 code for a protein of 515 amino acids.
GCUCCUGCGCGACAAUAGUUGCUUUGAUUUAUGACACCGGGGCGCAUGAAGAGGAACGGGAGGACGGUGCUCACAACAAUACAGCAAGCGCGUGCCUGCAUAAACGACCGAUUCGGUUAUUACUAGUCGCCCGGGUUAUGCGAAUCGGUGCGGAGGAUGAGGGCGUGCACGCACACUGACAAUCAAACCCGUCCACCAAACGAAGGACGGAAGUACAGAAGCAGAAACAGAGAAGGGAAAGAAAUGAGAAGGGACCGAGGGAGGGAGUCGGUGAGAGUGGAGCGGAAUUAGUCAAUGAUAGAGGGAGGAGGAGAGAAGAGAAGAAAGAGAGGCAGAAGGGUAGUGCUCCGGAGGUGGACGUGGCGGGUCCGGUGGUGGAGUUAAAAGUCAGGCGAUUGUGGCGCUGUCACAACAUAAAGAACCAUGAAGCGAGCAGACGGCAGAUGAUUCCCAGGCAACUGGCUGGUGACACCAGCAGGAGGUGUUGGGGCCCCCACUGUGGCUCAUUAUAUGUUUUCAGGGAACCAACCAGGUGUGCCAGUAUUCCAUUCUACCUCCUCCAUUGACCGGUAGAUUUUGAGAAACGCGCAGGAGGUUGGACAAGGCGGAAGAAGAAUUCGGCGACAAGGGAGAAGAGACCGAUUCGGGGGGAUCAAGUGCGUCUUGUGCGCCGCAACACGUUAAGUGACGGAGAGUGGAAGAACGGUGCUGGGAUCAGUACCUGGAAGAGUGGGACGACUUUGGAAGGCAGCUUUUCCCCCUCACCAUGACAGCGUUGGAGGCAGAGUGCAUGAGCCUGAGCCUGGCUCAUUCCAUGUCCUCGGAGUGUGGCUCUCCAGGUUCUCUUGGCUCAGACUCGCCCGCCUCGCUGGUCCUCCUCUCGUCGGCCUGCCCCACGCCCACCCUCAGCUCCCUGGGGGCCGACAUAGCCGAGCCCCUGGUGAUGUUGCCCUGCAUCAAGAGCGAGCCCGAGGACCCCGAUCUGGAGCCCAUCCAGACGGUGGACCUGUCGGAGAUCCAGCCACUGUCCACCGCCGAGCUGGGCCAGGAUCAGAUCAAGAUGGAGAUCAGUGGCCUGGACUACAUCAGGUCUGAGCACCACGGCAGCAACCACCUGGGACCGUUCCACAACGCUGAUGUCACCGAACUGGACUACAAGUCCCAAUACGAGCCCAUCCUGGUGUUUGACUACAUUUCCCAGGUGUCCGACACUCUGGAGUACAUCAAGUCGGACCACCACGUGGAUCUGCACUGCUACUACACCACCGAACUGGGCUCCCUGAAACCAGAUUACCCCGAACACAACUUCAUGUCCAGCCACCUCCAGCGGCCCGACCUGCACCACCACCACCACCUCCACCACCCCAACACGCUGGAGUCGAUCCACAUGGCCGAGCUCCGUGACGAGCUCAACAAACUGCGACCGGACCCCAUGCUCAUGGACGGCGUGGUGAAGGUCGAGCCCGAGUCCGGCGACGGCGCGUACGGCCUCCUGACCGGGGAGGGGGGCAAAGCGUCAGCCGGCGGAUGCAAAGGCCAGAGCCUCGCCUCGCGUAAGCCCCGCAACAUGCAGGGCGAGAAGCCCUUCUCGUGCCCGCAGUGCGGCAAGAACUUCAGCACGCUGGGCAACCUGAAGACCCACCAGCGCAUCCACACAGGCGAGCGGCCCUACGCCUGCUCGCAGUGCGGCAAGAGCUUCGGCCAGGCGGGCAACCUGAAGCGCCACCAGUUGAUCCACACGGGCCAGAAGCCCUACGUGUGUGCCCACUGCCCCAAGGGCUUCACCAAGGCGGACGACCUGCGCUCGCACCAGCGCCUGCACACGGGCGAGCGGCCGUUCAGCUGCGGCACCUGCGGCAAGAGCUUUGGCCAGUCCAAGGAGCUGAAGGCCCACCAGCUCAGCCACACGGGCGAGCGACCCUACUGCUGCCAGCACUGCGGCAAGAGCUUCACCAAGGAGAUGAGCUACCGCAACCACCUGCAGAUCCACGCCGGCGAGAAGCCUUUCAGCUGCUCGCAGUGCGGCAAGACUUUCAGCAACUCGGGUGUGCUCAAAACCCACGAGAAGAUCCACUCCGGGGAGCGACCGUUCGGGUGCACCCAGUGCGGCAAGAGCUUUGGGCGCCUGGGGCACCUGAAGGCCCACCAGCAGAUCCACACCGGGGAGCGGCCCUUCGCCUGUCCCCAGUGCGGUAAGACGUUCAGCCAGUCCGGCCACCUCAAAGCACACGAGCAGAUCCACAAGCGGGAGCGCUCCGACACGGGAAGCACCAACAGCAAUGAAAGCAGCACUCUGGGAAAUGACAGUAGCUAAAACAAAACAGUUUAUACACCAUUUAAUGUCAUGGGUAGGGGGGGGAAAAAGUAUUAUUCCUUUUUUAUAUAAUGCAUAUAGAUAUAUAUAUAUGUGUGUUUUGUUCCUUAUUUUGUUUUCAAAUGUUCAUACCGUUGUGCUUUUCUUUCUCUCUCUCUCUCUCUCUCUCUGUGUGUGUGUGUGUGUGUGUGUGUGUGUGUGUGUGUGUGUGUGUGUGUGUGUGUGUGUGUGUGUGUGUGUGUGUGUGUGUGUGUGUGUGUGUGUGUGUUACUAAGGGCCUUGUUGAUUUUGUGUUAAUGGUUUGUCCGUACUAUAUCAAGUAUAGAGGUGAACCCUAAAUCAUCUUUUUAUAGGACCAAGUAUGGGUACUUAUUUUUCUUUUCCUGUAAGUACUUACCAAUACCAAGCACCAAGUGGUUUGAUGACCAAUUUACAGUACUUGUUUUUGUACUUUUCAAUACGCAGUACCAACCUUUAGCAGACCAAACUGUGAGUACUUGUGUACUUGUCAAUAGCAUUUAUUAUUACGAGUACUUUAUUCUGUGUACUAUGCCAUACUGAGGGCCAAAAUAUAAAUAAGUACUUAUUUUUCAGUACUUGCCAGUACAAAAUGCCAGUGUUUUUACUGACCACGAUGGGUAUUUGCUGACGACAGAUCAGAACUUUUUUUUUUACUUGAUGUGAUACCAUUACAUUUUAAUACAUAAGCUAAAAAUACUUUGGUUGGAUGUGAAGUUAUUUUAGUAUUCCAAACUAAAUAAUUACGCCAAGGAGUUUAGAUGUUUCCUCUGAAAAUUUAAUUCGAUUUUGUCAUUUUUCUUGGUGAAUAAUAAGGAAGUACAAAAGGUCUGCCUGUUGGGCUAUAUAUAUAUAUAUAUAUAUAUAUAUAUAUAUAUAUAUAUAUAUAUAUAUAUAUAUAUAUAUAUAUAUAUAUAUAUAUAUAUAUAUAUAUAUAUAUAUAUAUAUAUAUUAUAUGAUAUAUAUUUUUUUUUAAACCAUAUUAAAUUAUGAUGCUGUUUUUUGACUGCAACGUCAAAAGUUUUAAAUGUACAUUUAUAAAUGUAUACAUUUUCAGUUUUGCUCCGGGGUAAAAAAAAAUGUAAUACUGGUGCACAAUGAAUUUACGUGUAAAUGGUUAAACUUGAGCAAGAGGAACAGCAGAUCCCCAUUACUUGACAUCAUUCCAGUAGUCUUGUUAUUACCGUUUUCUAGGUCGUCAGUGCGGAUUAACGAUACCAAGUACAUAAUUAAUCAAUUCACUGAAACCCAUGAACGUAAAGACCAUGUUAUACUUCUAUGUCGAACAGCCGGCUUGGAGUUCGCCUGCAUAGCCCACAGAGGGCGCUGUUUACCGUGCCAGACUACACUCAGGAUUACAGACGAAGUGUAGUUACGGGCAGAGAGACCCAGUAAUGGUUCCUUCAUGAUGCAGAAGUGUAAUUUCGGCCUUAACCCACUGCUACGCGAGUACAGGGUACUCACCAGACCAACUGGACUCCAAUACCUGUCCAGCGAUCGCUCACUGUGUUAAAAAAAAGAUUACAAAAUAUCUAUUGUAAACAUUUUUAAUUUCUAAAAAAAUAAAUGAACAGCAGUAUCAUGUACUUGAAAGAAUUAUUAAAGAAACUAAUGAAAUAUG